Chlamydomonas reinhardtii is the source of this 1458-nucleotide messenger RNA. RefSeq lists its product as uncharacterized. The coding region runs from base 49 to 705 and encodes 218 amino acids. The record is from RefSeq and is a predicted model, not a curated record. The transcript is spliced from 6 exons. Gene Ontology annotation, molecular function: ribonucleoside triphosphate phosphatase activity. Gene Ontology annotation, biological process: thiamine metabolic process. NCBI's taxonomy places the organism in Eukaryota, Viridiplantae, Chlorophyta, Chlorophyceae, Chlamydomonadales, Chlamydomonadaceae.
GUGAAAGUAGAUGCUGUGGAUAAAGCCCUGCGCCAGGUCUUUCCCGAGAUGGAGCUGGUGGUGCGUGGGCAUGCGGCACCUUCUGGGGUGCCAGACCAGCCCCACGGAGAUGAGGAGACCCUGGCCGGUGCUCGAAACCGCGUGGCGGCCUUAAGCGAUAUCAUCAACGCAGGCGGCAGCGGUGACGGCAUUUUGGAGUGUGACUUGGUUGUGGCGAUAGAGGGCGGCGUGGGCCCGGCGGGGCUGGGGCAGGCGGGCAUCCUCGAGUGCUUCGCAUGGGUGUGUGCCAUGGACCCGCACACAGGCGCGGAGAGCACAGCCCGCUCCGCCUCGUUCGCGCUUCCGCAGCCGCUCACGGACCUGCUCCUAGGGCCAGAGGCCAUGGAGCUGGGGCACGCUGAUGACGCGGUGUUUGGGCGCAAGCGCAGCGGUCGCGGCUCGGGGACCAUUGGCCGGCUCAGCAACGGGGUGCUGGACAGGACGGAGUUCCACGUGCACGCCGUCAUCUGCGCACUGCUGCCCUGGCUGCAGCCCCAGCUGUACGGCGAGCCCUAUGGGCGGUUCUUGAACGACUGCGGGGAAGCGCGGCAGAAGCAAGGCCACGGGCACCUGCAGCAGGAGCAGCAGCGGCACGGCGGCGUGGAGCUGGUGGCGGCCGGGACAAGCGGGGCGUGCGGCUGCGGUGGUGCAGCUGCGUCUGCCUAGCGCCACUGCGCCAGCGCAUACCAGUGGGAACUGGUGUUGGGCUAGGCGCAUUAAGCGGCUGGUGGCAGGGAUGUCAGGGAUAUCUUCUUGUGAACUGACGUUUAGUGUUGCAGGUUUGCUUUCAUGCCGUUGGGUUGGCCUCGCUGUAUGCAACGUGUACCGUUCGCACCUCUGCGAGUGCGCAGUGGUGUUGAUGUAUGCAUACGUACGGAAGCACUUGUGUGUUGAGUGGCAGGAUGCACGCACGCGAAGAGUGGGUUGCGAAUUGGAUUGCAUGAAUUUCGUUUGCUCUUGGUGAAAAGUAUAUACAUUGGUUACGUAGGAGGGACACUGGAGGGACGUCAGUGGACUGGGGCUGUGCAAAACCAGGAUAGGGUAGAACCCGUCGCCGAGAUGUGCGUGUCCGCAGCGCCAAGAAGCGAUGGUUCAUAGGCGUAAGCUGACGAAAUGGUCAGACCCGCAGCUGUAUUUGCAUUGCGACGCAUGUAUCAUAUGAUACCUGGGUUGUGUGUUGCCUGUGGAGGGGUUACUUGUUUGUUCGCUUUACGAGAGCAUUUGGUGUAUUCAUGGAAUAUUGGAAUGUUAGUUGCGUUGAGAGCCUUGAUUCUUAUCAUAGCUGGACGGCUAAGAGGCUGCACCAGCAGUGACGCAGCGGUAUGGUAGCAGCCUCGCGCAGGCUUAUCUGGCGCCAUCUGAGGGCGUGGGUGCGCAGACGCAUGGAACCCACUGGGUGACCCGGGUAAAGUUACCUCG